AAUGUGGACGGACUGGACCAUCUGUAAUGUCACUUGUGGAGUAGGAAUAAAAAUAAGAAGUCGAGAAUGCAGUUUACCUAAAUAUGGUGGAAAAAAUUGUAAAGGACCUGGAAUAGAUCAAAAAAUUUGCAAUAACUUUUCUUGCCCAGUCGAUGGACAAUGGACAAUAUGGUCUAAAUGGGGAAGCUGUAACACAACAUGCGGAAAUGGUUUACAACAACGCUUUCGAAAUUGCAGUACACCGAAAUUUGGAGGUAGGCCUUGUAAUGGAUCAGGCAUUGAAGCCAAAGAUUGCUUUUUAGGACCUUGUAUUGUUGAAGGAAAAUGGGGGGAUUGGUCAGGUUGGUCACUUUGUUCGGUGACAUGUGGUGGUGGAGUAAGAAGUAGAAGCCGUAAAUGUGUUGGUGAAAAAGCUGCAUUGCCUGUUGUUUGUGAUGGUAAAGACAGAAUUACGAAGAUUUGUCAUGAUAGAAUUUCUUGUGAUGAGCUUCAACCAACGUGUACGGAAUACAAAGAUUUGGGCUUAGAAGAUUCAGUUGCAGUUCAAAUAAGACCUUUAAUAUCUCCCUAUACAGAAUUUUGGGUGAAAUGCAAUCUAGAAGACAUGAAUGGGAUCGGAAUUACUGAAAUACCUCACAACCAAAUGAACGAAACAAUUGUACAAGGACAAGAAAACCCUGGACAAUAUGUUGCCGUACUAAAAUAUAACACUUCAAGCGUAGACUACACAAGGAAUAAUGACCAUAAAUUUUAUUGGUUUGGAGACGGUAGUAAAGAAGUUGGAUGCAAAUGUAUGGAAAACAAGUCAUGUGGUGAUAAAACUAAUCCUGAACAUCUACAAUUAAAAUGUAACUGUGAUGCAAAUGAUGUAGUUUAUAGGGAAGACAGUGGAUUUAUCGAACAGAAAGAUGAUUUGCCAAUUACACGUUUCAGAGCAGGAGAUACAGGUAUUCAGAAAGCUGAUGUUUCAAAUUCAAGAACAAGAAGCUGUGUCAAGUUUCAAAACAAUCAAUCUAUUUCAUUGUGUUUGAUUCCUGAUAAGAGGAUUGAAAAAAGGACGUGCUUUUUACGUAACUGUCCUUCCUUUUCUUCUUGGACCGAAUGGACUACUUGCUCCUCUAAACUAUAUUGUGGUUAUGGUUUUCAAGUAUCCGAGAGAUUUUGUGGAGGAAUCAGCGAUUUUAAGGAAGUGUAUGAUAACCCAGGUUGUUUUGGUCUAAAACAACGAACUAAACGCUGUGAGCAAGGAGAUUGCAAAGCCCCGGUGAAAUUAGUAUCAUCCGAAUUCGGUAGUGGAAUUAUCGAACUAUAUAACACAUUUACCAAACAGUGGUUAGAUAUUUGUUAUAAAGAAUUUGAUUUAAAGGAAGCCUCUCUAUUAUGUAAAUACAUGGGAUAUAACGAAUCUGAAAAAGUUUCCAUAUUGGAUGUUAAAACGGAAAACGGUUUAAAGAAUAUUUUUUGUACUGGCAAAGAAAGAUUUUUGCCAAAAUGUACCCAUUCGGAUUGGUCUAAAAAAGUAGCCUGCUCUUCACUUGCGAAAAUACAAUGUGUGGUUGAUGGUGGGUGGUCUAAUUGGCAACCGUGGCAGGAUUGUUCAGUAACUUGUGCUAACGGUACAAGAAAAAGAUAUCGAGCAUGCUCUUAUCCAAAGCCUAAGAAUAAUGGAAAAACGUGUGCAGGGCCUAAAGAAGAAACGAUUUUUUGUGAAAAGGCAGCAUGCCCCAUUGAUGGAACUUGGCAAACUUGGUCGUCGUGGAGUGUCUGUGAUCAGUCUUGUGCGUCUGGCAAAAGUAGCAGGACACGAAUUUGUAGAAAGCCGAUGAACGGCGGUGUUAUAUGCAACGGAAGUUCAAAAGAAACAAAACAGUGUAAUAUUCAUCCUUGUCCAGUAAAUGGUUAUUUCAAAGAUUGGUCAAAUUGGUCAAACUGUACCCGUACAUGCAACGGUGGAAGUCAAAAAAGAACAAGAGAAUGUGUUCCUCCGAAGCAUAAGGGAGAGAAAUGCAUCGGAGAUGACACAGCAAUAAGAAACUGUUCUUAUAACCCAUGUCCCGUUGACGGAUACUUCAACACUUGGAGUAUUUGGUCAACUUGUAAUUUAAGCUGCGGCGGGGGUGAACGAAAACGAGGAAGAACUUGCGUUCAGCCAUUACAUGGAGGAAAAAACUGCACUGGUCUAUCUGAAGAAUAUCAAAUAUGCAACGAUAAGAAUUGCCCAGUUGAAGGAGAAUGGAAACCUUGGUCUUCUUGGACAACAUGUUCUGUUUCUUGUUCUAAUGGGACCCAAAUCAGAAAACGUAUCUGUUUAUAUGGAAAAUUUGGUGGAAAUAAUUGUACAGGAACUGAUAAAGAAGAAAGAACUUGUCAUUUAAGACAUUGCCCUGUUGAUGGGUUUUGGGAGAAAUGGUCAAUGUGGACAAUAUGUAGCCAAUCUUGUGGCAAUGGUUCUACUCGAAGAUAUAGAGUUUGUCAUGAGCCUCUUUUUGGAGGUAUAAAUUGCAGUGGAACAAACAUGGAAACAGAGAUGUGUUUCCUUCGAGAAUGCCCAGUUAAUGGUGUUUGGUCAGAAUGGAAUUUUUGGUCCACCUGUAACGUUACUUGUGGAAAUGGCGUAAGAGAACGUUCAAGAUAUUGUAAAAAACCAAAAUAUGGAGGAUUUAACUGUUCUGGUGAUAGUUGGACAUUUGAAAACUGUAAUAAUUUUCCAUGUCCCGUAAAUGGUACAUUUUCGGAGUGGGCUAGAUGGAGUCUAUGUAAUGUUUCAUGCGGAGGUGGGAGUAGAACGAGGGAAAGAAUAUGUCUUAAACCAAAACACGGAGGAAUGAAUUGUACCGGUGAGAAGAUAGAAAUAGAAUCUUGCAAUUUUGCUAAAUGUUCAAUUGACGGAACAUUAACUGAAUGGAGUAAUUGGUCUUCAUGCAGUAAAACUUGUGGUACAGGAACCAGUAAACGCCUAAGACAAUGUAUUGGACCUUUUUUCGGUGGAAAAAAUUGUUCUGAAAAACUAACAGAUACGUUGGUGUGUGAAAUAGCGAAGUGUCCCAUAAAUGGCGUUUUUGGACAGUGGUCCACAUGGGGAGAUUGUACAACUACGUGUAAUUUUGGCUAUAAAUACCGAAAUAGAAAAUGUCACGGGCCUUUUUACAAUGGUAAAAAUUGUACAGGGCUUUGGAAUGAGAAAGAAAAAUGUUUUCUGAGACAUUGUCCUAUUAACGGUGUGUUCGAAAAUUGGACAAAUUGGACACUUUGCAGUAGCUCGUGUGGAUCUGGUAUACGUGUGAGAGAACGAAAGUGCAUAGGUCCUUUACAUGGUGGAAGUUUUUGCACUGGUGAAUUAUUUGAGAAAGAAAUCUGUAAUACUGAACCUUGUCCAGUUGACUGUGAGUGGAAGGAAUGGUCAGCGUGGUCAAGCUGUGAUAUUUCUUGUGGUAAAGGAACACAGAAAAGGAAACGUGAGACAAUAAAAGAAAAAUUUGGAGUACCUGGCUUGUGGAUGAAUUGGGGAUCAUGGAGUAGAUGCUCAGAGCCUUGUGGUACAGGCGUAAGCUAUAGACAGAGAAAUUGCAAUAAGACAUCUUUUGGAAGUCUAACCGAUGAAUGUGUCGGUAUUUCAAAGGCAAAUAAAUCAUGCCAUAAUUUUGGUUGCAAACCGUAUCCAAUAUCAUGUGCUGCUUGGAUUGAAAGGGGUUUAACUGACAGUUACGAAGUAUAUAUAGAUAUAGAUGGAGAUGCUAAUAUAGUUUUCGAUUUAGAUCAUGACCACGAAAAUUUAACUAAAGUUGAAGGAUUUGAAGGUGAAGGAGAAUUUGAAGCAACCAUAACCUAUUUAGACAAGGCAGGAAGAGUUAUUAGCUCCAGCUACUUAAAUCGACUUAUUGACUCAUCUAGUCACUGCCGUCAGUUUAUUCAAUGGAAAUGUCGCUCAGCUGGAAUUCAUCAUCCAUUCCAUAAAAAUAGAACAAUAACUUACUGGAAAGGAAGGGAGAACAAAAAACACUUGUAUUUCGGAGGUGCUUCAUAUAAAAGUCAAAACUGCGCCUGCGGAGAGGAUAAAUCCUGUUUAAACGGUACGAAUAAAGAAUUAAGGUGUAACUGCGACGCUAAUGAUUGGAAAUGGAGAGAGGAUUCUGGAUACUUAAGUUAUAAAGAUCAUUUGCCAGUAACAAGUUUUCAAGCUGGUGAUACAGGUACAAAGAUAUUUCUUCAGAAAUGUGUUGUUUGA
Molecule: messenger RNA, 4225 nt
Organism: Dimorphilus gyrociliatus
Lineage: Eukaryota; Metazoa; Annelida; Polychaeta; Dinophilidae
Source: the annotation of a GenBank genome assembly